Penicillium verhagenii is the source of this 1380-nucleotide messenger RNA. RefSeq lists its product as uncharacterized. The record is from RefSeq and is a predicted model, not a curated record. Gene Ontology annotation, cellular component: cyclin/CDK positive transcription elongation factor complex; nucleus. The transcript has a single exon. Bases 1 to 1380 code for a protein of 459 amino acids. Gene Ontology annotation, molecular function: cyclin-dependent protein serine/threonine kinase activator activity. Gene Ontology annotation, biological process: positive regulation of DNA-templated transcription, elongation; regulation of transcription by RNA polymerase II. Lineage: Eukaryota; Fungi; Ascomycota; Eurotiomycetes; Eurotiales; Aspergillaceae.
AUGGAGUUUGCUACAUCUCAUACGUCGUCAAAGCACCGCAUCCCCGGUCUCCCCAAUCCCGUCGUGGCGGAAGCCGAGAAAAAAUGGCUGUUUCUGGAGGAAGAACUAGAGCGCACCCCGUCGCGCCUCGACAAGAUCGAUCGUGAGCAGGAGGACUACAUCCGGCACCGAGCCGUCCAAUUUAUUUGGCAAGUGAGCAUGAUGCUGAAGAUGCCGCCACAGACAUCAAUGACUGCCACCGUGUUCAUGCACCGAUUCUUGAUGCGCUACUCGUUGCGCGGUCAAUAUCCUGAGCAGGGUGGGGACUUGAUGCAUCCAAAGGUUAUCGCAGCGGUUGCGCUCUUCGUCGCAUUUAAGGUAGACGAAACCAUGCGCCGGAUGAAGGACUUUGUCGUGGCCUGCUGCCGCGUUGCCAUGAAGCAACCCGAGAUGAUUGUCGACGAGCAGUCAAAGGAUUACUGGAAAUGGCGGGACCUCAUCCUGCAGAACGAGAGCGUCCUGCUCGAGGUUCUUUGCUUCGACCUGACGAUUGAAUCACCCUACCGCAUCCUGUGGGACUACUCUCUGUUCCUCAAUGUCCCCGACAACAGACCUCUCCGACACGCCGCCUACGCCUUCCUCAAUGACUCCACAUACACCGUGCUCUCUCUGCUGUUCGAGUCGCGCGUCAUCGCCGCCGCCGCGCUCUACGCAGCCGCACGCCAUUGCAAGGUUUCGUUCCCGGAUGAUUCCCAAGGCCGGCCGUGGUGGGAACAGAUCGAUGUCCGCGUCGAAGACCUCAUCACUGCUUGCAGGCUCAUCGUCAAGAUCUAUGAGCGCGUGCAACAAAACCUGAGCAAGAAUUAUCCGGACUUCACCAUCAGCGACGCCGACCCCAAUGACCCUACCCGUCUCUUCCACAGCAACCCUCUAUCAGUCACAGACCACACAUCAUCUCUCUCUACGCCCGCUGCAGAUUCCCCCGCGGGGAGCGGGCGCAAACGCUCCCGCGAACCGGAAUCUUUCACAGCAGAUAACUACAACCCGAGCCCCAUCCCCAUGCCUCAGGCCCCGUCUACAUUUGGCGGCGAGCCUUCACAAAAACGGCAGCGCACAUUGUCGCCCGCGCCUAUCCUCAAAACCCCCCAGGACCCGUCUCAGCCUUCUACAUCUUCUCUCCCUCGAAUUCCGCUGCGGGCAAUGGCAUCGUUGCCCCCGAAACCCACACUGCAGAAUCCGUCCAACAAAGACGGUGUUUCUGACUCUCGUGUGGUUAAUGACGGAGGCAGCACGGAAGAGGGCGAGGUAUCGGAUGAGAAAGAGGCCGACAAGUCGAACACGGCGGUUGCGCCACAAGAGAAUCCACCCGACGGAGAAGGAAGCGAAGAGGGUGAGAUCUAG